AUGGGAUCAUCUUGCAAGCAUGUUUUCUGUUGGACAUGCAUCAGUGAAAUUACUGAAGGGAGCCUUUUUCCAUUAUGUCCACUUUGUUCGCUGCCAGUUGGAUUACAGUAUGUUAAACCUGCUGCUUUUACAAGUCAGCUUUUUUAUAGCAUAUUAUCACUGAAGGAAAGUCUUUCUCAAUUUGAUGUAUCUCAAAUUGAUCCGGAAAUUAUGCUAAGUGUGGUUGAACCCAUUAAGCAGCAAAGAACAAUUAAUGAAUUCUGUGCCAGCCAGGUAGCUACUGAUAUUGAUGUUAUUCCUGACUGGGAUUACAGUGAUGUGCUCUCAGAAAUUAAUCCAGAGGAACGACCAACUGUGAAAACCCCAUGUGAAUUUGAAUCUCAUUCGGAAUUCAGUGAUCCUGCUUCAAACUUUGCUUUGGUGCCAGACGAUGUCAUUCUGUUUACGCAACCGCAGGAAGUCGUUGGUGAAGCUUUGGCUGAUAAUCAAAUGACUCAGCAUUUUCAUAUUUACAAAGAACCAAAUGAAUUCAAAUUUUUCCAGUUACAACCCAGAAACACAUUUGGCGAAUUAACCGGAAUGGUGGAUGGAAGUUCAGAAAAUAGAUCAGAAAGCCAAGGGAGAGAGGAUUCAAGUGUUCCUUCUCUUGCAGAUAUAACUACUCUAUCUCAGCAUCAUAAAUAUCUUAUAGUUAAUUGUGCAGUAAAUGGAUCGAAAGAAGAACUUUUAAAGGCUUUAAAGAGUGGCGGAGACGCAAAUGACAGGGAUUGUCAUGGCAUGACAGCGCUCCAUCAUGCUGCAGCUCGUGAUUAUUCUGAAAUUUGCAAAAUUUUGGUUGAAAAUGGCGCACACAUCAAUUCAUAUGGUGGUGGACAGUUAUGUGAAACAGCACUUCACACAGCCGUGCGUUAUGAAGCUGUCAACACUGUUGAUUACUUACUUACAAAGGGAGCAGAUCGCCAUGCACUCAAUUUGAAGGGUCAGACUCCAAUGGAUCUUAUUGCGACUGAUCAAAUGCGAGUAGUUUUUCAUAGAACUUCUCACUCUUCAAAAAGCCCACUUUCUUCACGAAAAACCAAAGAAGUUUCAAUAUUUCUGUCGCCAACAUUACCUUAUACAAAGCUUCAACAUUAUCUUACUGAUGGAGAUCUAUUGCUUAAUGAAAUAGCCAAAAAUACGUUGAAUCUGAAAACUGCUUCUCACUUAGUUGUUCCAGUAACUGCCAGUCGAACUGUAGAAGUCACCGUUGAAAUUUUGGAAGCUAUGCUACGUGGCAAAUUUGUGGUAGCAUCUGAGUGGCUUGAUGCAUGUCUGGAGGCUCAUAAUAUUGUGGAAGAAGAAUUAUAUGAGAUUGAAACAAUUAACUGGAACGGACAGUUACUAGCAAAGAAUUCGUGCUCUGCAGCUAGAAGAAGUUAUGCUGAAAUGAAACUAGGACUCUUUAAUGGAUGUCGGUUCCAUUUUUGUAAGAAUGAGUACUCGCCAUACCAUGAAAAUGAGAUCAAAAAUUUGGUCCAGUUAGCUGGAGGUGAAAUAAUUGAAAAUGAAUCAAAUGUAGAACACUCUCAGAGCACACUGGACUCGUAUCAUGCACAAAGUAUCAGUGAGUUGCCUGGAUUGUUCAUUGUGUAUAUGGAAGGUCAACUUAUACCAGAAAGCACCAUAGAACGGCAGUCCACCACUUUUGUUACACCUUCUUGGAUAAUAGAGUGUAUUGCGAAAUUCGUAUUCACACGACCCAGUAGUUCCUGA
Messenger RNA from Thelazia callipaeda (thelaziosis nematode), 1752 nucleotides. The record is from the annotation of a GenBank genome assembly. Lineage: Eukaryota; Metazoa; Nematoda; Chromadorea; Rhabditida; Thelaziidae.